AUCUCAGAAUCUUUUUUUCUACUUAAAUAAUCGGACAUGAACCAAUUGAGUCACAGACAAGACCAAAGCAAUCCGAUUGAUCUAAGAGAUCUUCAUGAUUCUUACAAAAUGCUUGCCAUUAAUAUGGCUAUCUCUGCUUACUGUCUGUGCUGGAAGGACACCAUACCCACUCCCUGGUGUAGGAGCCAAAGGCGGUAAGCUACCGAUUCAGACUUCACGUCCUUAUAACAUCGCACACAGAGGUUCCAAUGGAGAGAUCCCUGAAGAAACUGCAGCUGCAUACUUGAGAGCAAUUGAAGAGGGUACAGACUUCAUAGAAACAGAUGUCUUAUCAACCAAAGAUGGUGCGCUUAUCUGUUUCCAUGAUGUCAUCCUUGACGAAACAACCAAUGUUGCGAGCCACAAAGAGUUUUUUGAUCGUAAGAGAACAUACGAGGUUCAAGGAUUCAACAUCACUGGCUUUUUCACUUUUGAUUUUACUCUCAAAGAACUAAAGAAACUAAGGACAAAGCAGAGAUACUCUUUUCGAGACCAGCAAUACAAUGGAAAAUACCCUAUCAUUACAUUUGAAGAGUUCAUUACCAUUGCUCGGGAUGCUCCUCGAGUCGUCGGUAUAUAUCCUGAGAUUAAGAAUCCAGUUCUAAUGAACCAACAUGUCAAAUGGCCUGGUGGUAAGAGAUUUGAGGAUAAAGUGGUGGAGACACUUAAAAAAUAUGGAUAUGGAGGCUCAUAUUUGUCCAAGAAGUGGUUGAAAAGACCAUUGUUUAUACAAUCAUUUGCUCCAUCUUCACUUGUGUACAUAACAAAAUUGACAGACUCGCCGAAAGUGUUACUAAUAGACGAUGUUACCGUGCUAACAGAAGACACUAACCAGACUUACGCAGAGAUCACAUCAGAUGUGUAUUUCAAUUACAUUAAGCAAUAUGUUGUCGGAAUUGGACCUUGGAAGGACACAGUUGUUCCAGUAAAUAACAAUUACAUACAAGCUCCCACAGAUUUGGUCAAAAGAGCUCAUGCGCAUAACCUACAGGUGCAUCCUUAUACGUACAGGAAUGAAAACGAAUUCUUACACCUAAACUUCAGCCAAGAUCCAUAUAAGGAAUAUGAGUACUGGAUCAAUGAGAUUGGUGUUGAUGGACUCUUCACCGACUUCACUGGUAGCCUCCAUAACUACCAAGAAUGGACGUCUCCAUUGUCAGAAACUUCCAAGUCUCCAAGACAGCUCUUGAGUCAAAUUGCUUCAUUGGUCCUCCCUUAUGCAAAGGCUUGAAAUACCACAGAAGAGUCUUAAAGAUCAAAUGUGUUUUCUUACUUCACAAGAUUAUACAUAAAAGCCAGAAAAAAAACUAUGUAAAUCUUGGAACAUACUUC
Molecule: messenger RNA, 1371 nt
Organism: Brassica rapa (field mustard)
Lineage: Eukaryota; Viridiplantae; Streptophyta; Magnoliopsida; Brassicales; Brassicaceae
Product: glycerophosphodiester phosphodiesterase GDPD5
Biological process (GO): lipid metabolic process
Cellular component (GO): vacuole
Molecular function (GO): glycerophosphodiester phosphodiesterase activity
Source: RefSeq, a predicted model, not a curated record